This is a messenger RNA of Quercus lobata, 1515 nucleotides long. RefSeq names its product cytochrome P450 94A2-like. The transcript has a single exon. Lineage: Eukaryota; Viridiplantae; Streptophyta; Magnoliopsida; Fagales; Fagaceae. The record is from RefSeq and is a predicted model, not a curated record. Gene Ontology annotation, molecular function: oxidoreductase activity, acting on paired donors, with incorporation or reduction of molecular oxygen; monooxygenase activity; heme binding. The coding region runs from base 1 to 1515 and encodes 504 amino acids.
AUGUUACUGCAACUUCAAUUCCUACCGCUCAUCCUAAUUCCUUUACUCUCAGUCUUCUUCUUCUUCAAUUCCAAUUCCAGAGUCCCCAAAUCGUACCCUCUAGUGGGUUCAUUCUUCGCCCUCCUCGCCAAUCGAGACCGCCUACUCCCAUGGCUAACAGGUAUCAUCCAAGACUUACCCUCCAACACCUUCGUUCUCCGCCAAUCCUUCGCCACCGGCCACGUCACCUCCGGCAACGCCGCCGUGGUCCAACUCAUCCUCAUGACCAACUUCAAUAACUACGGAAAAGGCGAAGAUUCCCGUCGAACUGUCUACGACCUUCUUGGCGAAGGCAUCUUCAACGUCGACGGUGAGUCCUGGAAGUUCCAAAGACAAAUCGCCAUGCAAGAAUUCAACACCAAAUCCCUCCGAAAGUUCGUUGAAACCGUUGUCCACACCGAGGUCUCUCAACGCCUCAUCCCCACCCUCACCUCAGCUGCCGAACAUGGAACUGUCCUAGAUUUCCAAGACAUUCUUCAAAGGUUUACUUUUGAUAAUAUCUGUAAUAUCGCUUUCGGGUUCGACCCGGCCUACUUGUUGCCCUCUCUUCCACAGACCAAGCUCUACUUAGCCUUUGAAAACGGUAUUAAGUGUAGUAGCGAGAGGGGGAAUACGUUAUUCCCAGGCGUUUGGAAAAUCAAGAAGUUGUUGAAUAUUGGGUCUGAAAAGCGUCUCAAAAUCGCAAUCUCAGAAAUGCGAGGGUUCGCCAUGACCAUAAUAAAAGAAAAAAAGCAGGAGCUGAGAGAGAAAGAGAGCCUCGAUUCCGUGGACCUGUUGUCAAGGUUAUUGAACUCCGGUCAUUUAGACGAGAACUUCGUGAUCGAUUUUGUGAUCAGCUUUAUACUUGCUGGGCGUGACACUUCGUCGGCGGCUUUAACAUGGUUUUUUUGGGUUCUAUCGAAAAACCCAAAAAUAGAAUCCGAGAUUCUUAAGGAAAUCGAAGAAAAAUCGGAAGGGCCUGUUUAUGAUGAGGUGAAAGAUAUGGUGUACACACACGCUUCUCUAUGUGAAAGCAUGCGGCUGUACCCGCCAGUCGCGUUGGACGCGAAGGAGGCAGUGAACGACGACUUAUUGCCGGACGGGACAGUGGUAAAGAAGGGGAUGAAAGUAUCGUACUUUCCAUAUGCUAUGGGGAGGUUGGAGAAGCUGUGGGGAUCGGACUGGGCAGAGUUCAAGCCCGAGAGGUGGCUGCAGAAGGAGGAAGAGAAUUCGAAAUCAUCAUGGAGGUUCGUGGGGAGAGACUCGUACACUUACCCAGUGUUCCAGGCAGGUCCUAGAAUUUGUUUGGGGAAGGAGAUGGCUUUCUUGCAGAUGAAGAGUGUGGUAGCUGGGGUUUUAAGGAGGUUUAAAGUAGUGCCAGCUUUUGAGCAAGGUGUACAGGAACCAGAGUAUGAUUCAUUUUUAUCCAAGAUGAAAGGUGGGUUUCCGGUGAAAAUUGAGGAGAGGGAGAGGCAUCAUCUUCAUUAUGAGAAUUGA